This is a messenger RNA of Brassica rapa (field mustard), 9761 nucleotides long. RefSeq names its product transcription factor VIP1-like. NCBI's taxonomy places the organism in Eukaryota, Viridiplantae, Streptophyta, Magnoliopsida, Brassicales, Brassicaceae. Gene Ontology annotation, molecular function: DNA-binding transcription factor activity. Gene Ontology annotation, cellular component: nucleus. The record is from RefSeq and is a predicted model, not a curated record. Gene Ontology annotation, biological process: regulation of DNA-templated transcription.
CUCUCUUUAGCGGAAGAACAUCUUUAUCAAAAACUUUAACUAUGUGCAAUCCCAAACCAUUUCCAAAUAUAGAACUAAUUCACAUUAUUAUGUAGUAUUAUUUUAGUGUGUUACAUUCUAUUGUAAAACCAUAGAUUAUAAAUGUAAGUACACAGUAACUAAAUAUAUAGAAUGUUUGUUGUUAUGCUAUUAAUAUGGAUCAAUUUUUCUAUACUACUUAAAAAAACACUCUAGUAUAUUAUAGUUUGUCAAUGUGGAUAACGCGUCAAAAAAACGGUCAUGAACUUUAAAGAAACUUUUUGUCUAUUUUAGUGACAAAUUGACUCAUUAUGUGUAUAUGACAUUAACCUUUUUAUAGUGAGGGUAAACCUUCGGUCAUUUUGCCUUUAUCCAAAUUAUAAAAAAGAAUGAAUAAAAAAAGUCAAAACUAGUGUGCUGGGACGUUGCUUUUUCCGACCAGUGAUCGGGGUUUGGUCAACGUUUCAUGUGAAGUCUUCAUGCGCCAUUGAUUUGAGUGAGAAGUAGAAGAAGAAGAUAGAUUAAGCAUCCAAUAACCUGUUCUUUUUGGAAUAUCAAUUAGUGUGCAUUGAUCUUACAAAUACUAUUUACCAUCGAAAGCUUCCAACUCUUAGGGUUUUUGGAGCUUCGUCUUCCCUCAAAAGUUGCGACUUUCUCGAAGAUCAUAUGGAUGGCAGUGGCACUGAUACUAAUAUGAUGCAGAGAGCUAAUUCUUUAUCUUCCUCCAUCCCUAAACAGUCAAUUCCGAUAAGCACUAAUCAGCACUUCAGCACUUGGUAAAAUAAGAUCAUGUUAACAAAAAUAAAUUAGAGAUGUGUUUGGUUUAGUGAUCAGACCGAUUCUAGGAAUCUAUUAAUAAUAUAUAAAAAAUCGUAAAAAUACACCAACUAAAUUUUUGCUAUCCAAUUUUUGCUAUCCAGUUUUUAAUACCUAAAUAUUUUUGCUACUCAAUUUAAUAUUCAAACUAAUUAUUUUACUCAUUUAAUACAUUUACUUUUCAAAUUGUGCUUAUUUAAAUAUUCAAACUAUGCUAAUUUUAAUACCCAAAUAUAUAUAAUUUAUGUGAUAUACAAAAUUUAUAUAAUUUCCAUGUAUUCUCCUCUCUCUCACCUGUUAUGAUUUUCUUUCGGCGACCAAACCCUAAUCCCAAAAGAACUAAGCUUUUUUUAUUCAAUCUUAUAAUAAUAAAAUAGAACCAUAAAUUUCUUUGUCUCUCUGUCUCCUGCUUUAUCUGAGAAUUAGAAGAAUCAACGCAGGUUCGUUUUUUUUCUUUGUCCAACGAUAAGAUUAUAUUAAUAACAAAGUUACCAUGCUACAAGGAACAACCGCACUUCAUCUGCUCUAUACCACCAUAUAUACGAAGAAAGAAAGACUACAAAUCACCUACAGGAAGAAAUCAGCAAAAGACUCCAAUUCUCCAUCCAGCGUAACUCUUCUUCUUCCCAAAACAUUUGGCCGACACAUACAAACCUGAAGGCCCACUUAGAGGGAACGGUUUUCAUUAACAAACAAUUCAAAUAACCAAGGAGGAUGAUCAGCUGCAACAUAUGGCCGUACCAACCCUUGAUUAGUGACACUUUGAGUAGUGAAAGCCGCUCCUCUGUUUGCCUCACGCAAAACCACAAGCAGGCAAAGCUUCUUGAAGUACCUUUCCAAUUUCCGAAGAUUGGUAUUGAAAGGAAGGCCAAGCAUCCGGUCUAGAAACAGCUCCGAACAACUCCUCACAUUCAGCUGCAAAUACCACUUUAGACUGUCUUUGGCUCCCCACAUUCAUUUGUUUUCUUUCGUCUUCACUUCUUUUUCUUAGGUUUUUCUAAAAAAUUGGUAAUCGAUUCGAAAUCAAUAGAAAUUUAUUUUUAGAUUUUUUCGUUAACUCAUAUUUUAUAUGCAUAUCUUCUGUCGUUUUUUGUUUAUUGUUUUCUAUAAUUUCUUGUUUUUCUUAUUCACUUACAUAUGUGCUUUUAUGUUUACAGAUGGAUUCACCAUCAUCGUUAGAUUGAGAAACCAUAACAAUGAAGAUGAAUGUUAACCUGUUAAUGAUCGUUGUAUUUUUAGUAGUGGGGAGAUGCAACAAUCCCACAAUAAUACGAAUUUUGUCAUAUUCAAUUGCUUAUAUGGUUUAAUUCGUGUUGACGAGUACUCUAGUACUAUCAUGGACUUUCUAUUUCAGUAUCCUUUUAAGUUUUAAACUAAGUUUUGUUCAAAUUUGGUGUGUUAUUGAAAGAGUAAUUCAGUUUUCUUCAGAUUAUUUUGGUUAUUUUGGUAACAAAAUCCGAGACUGAACCGGAUCCAUUUCAGUAUCAGGUUUAAGCGGAUCUUCUUUUUUAAAUUCACCAUCUCUCUUAUAACCAAUAAAAGUGCCAACUAGAUAAUUAAUAAAAGUAUUAAUUUUAUUUAAACAAAACCAUAAAUAAUCAAAAAAAGAAAAUGAUGCCACUAACAAAACUGUGAAUCUUAAAUUCUAAACCCUAAAUCCUAAACCCAAACUCAAAACCCUAAAUUCUAAACCCAAAUUCUAUAUCCUAAACCUAAACUCUAGGUCAUAAACCCAAACCUUAUACUUUAAACCCAAAUCCUAAACCAUAAAUCCUAAAUCCAAACACUAUAUAUCCUAAACCUGAAUCCUAAACCCUAAACCCUAAACUCAAAAGGUUUGAAUUUGAGUUUAAGGUUUACGGUUUGGUUUAUGGUCUAGCAUUUGGGUUUGGGUUUAGAGUUUACGGUUUGGGUUAAGGGUCUAGGAUUUUGUUUUACAAUUUGGGUUUAGGGUUUAGGAUUUGGGUUUAUAGUAUCAGGAUUAGGUUUAAAGUUUACUAUUUGGGUUUAGGGUUUUUUUAGGCAUAAAAUAUUUUUCAACUAUUUUAAGUUUUGUAAACAAAAUUUAAUAUUUUUUAUUAAUUAUCUAGGUGGCACUUUGAUUGGUGGUAAAAGUGGUGGUGAAUUUAAAGGUUCACCAUAGGGGGCGUACCUACGUUUUUUCCAUUAAAACACACUUAACAAAUUUUGGUGGGUAAUUUUAUGAAAUUUUCUAUUAAUAAUAAAAUGUUCUUUGACAUUUCAAAAAAUUAAAUCCAACAUUUUGAAAAUCAACAAAUUUCGUUUAACAUUCCCUUUCUUGUGAUGUUUGUUCUUCAUUUAUACAGUUAACUGUAAUUACUGAUCUCGAUAAAAAAUGUAAUUCCAUAUCUUAAUUCGUAAUAAAACUUUUUGGCCACAAAAUAAUUAAAAGUUAAAUGCGUGGGUCCCAUGUGCGGAGUCAAUGUCACAUCCCCCUACACUUAAAAAAUAUAUUUCCCGAUCGUUUUAUGGAGAUUCCAUUUUUCUCGUUAAUGUUUUUUAUGGAAAUUCAUAGACUCAGAGUAGAAGAGAGAUUGGUAGAAAAUAAUUUUUUUAACACCUUCUCUGGAUCUCGAAAUCCAGCAGUAUAAAAACAUUAAUGAACAUUAGUUAAACAAGUGGAUCAAGGAGCUUGCACGGAAAACAAAUUUUGACAUUGAAGAUAACUGGACAAAGAACUUAUCCAGCCUUUUGGUGGCUCAUGCGAAAGUGGAAGCUGACGCCACUAAACCGUUCCCUACUGUACUGGAGCUUGUUCGCCAGAGUGGUGCUACAUUCCGUGUGGAAGUGGAAUACCCAUGGCUACCUCCAACAUGUUCUCAUUGUAAGGAGCUUGGGCAAAUUCUAAAGGACUGUCUCGAGAUCAAAAGACAGUGGGUCCCCGUAAACAAAAAAAAGGGAACUCGAGAGGCCUCUACAAAUUCUGAUCAGGUUGUGGUUACCAUCCAUGAACCCAACUCGAGUGCUACUACCCCUAUUGAGGAGCCAGUAGAUGUCUCGCCAGAGUCUCAACCCCCCCCCCCUCCCUUUUGCACCAUUGAAAACGGCAUGUCGUUAUUAAAUAAUUUUAGAAUUUAUUAGAUAGGUUUUACUAUUAAUUUAGAAGUUAUUAAUACCGUGGAAACUUGCGUUUUGAAUUAACAAUAUAUUUAAAUUAAAUAAUAAUAUUGCAUAAAUGUUUUUAUAGAACCCAUGCUCGUAUGUAAUAAAGAGCUUAUGCUGCAGAUUCGUGUAAUUAUCUUGCAAAAUAUAUUUUUGCAUUGGUGUAUUAAUACUUUAAAAUAAUACCUUUUACCGUACAAAGGGAAUCGUUCAAAAUUUUCAAAUAUCAGAGUGUUCGUUUAUUCAAAUAGCUAAGUAGGAGUAAUAUAUAAUAAUAUGUUUGCGCUAUUAUAUGAAAAAAAGGAAGUUAAGAACACUAUUUAUCGUGAAAUCAUGGACCUUAAAAAAUAAAUUGAUGUAAAUGGGUAAAGCAAAUAAUUAUUUCUAUGUUUUUUUUACUAAAACAUUAUUCAUAUGUUAAAUGCUCAGUAUAUGGUUAUCAAAUUAGUGAAUUCAAUUUUGCAUUCACUGUAUAAUAUUAUACAUUUGAUAUGUACGUUCACUAUAAACCUAUUGGUUCAUCUAGUUUUUUUAGUUUUUACGGGCUAUUUUGCACAUUAAAAUAAAUAAAAACAUUUUAUUGGAUUUUCGAUACAUGUAAAUCCAAUUAAAAUCAUCGUUAUGUUGAUUUACAUUAAUUUUUUAUAUCGGCAUGAUCGGAUUGAAUAUCAACAAUAUCAUAAGAGUUGUUUUAUGAUGUAUUCAUAAGACGAAGAACACGAUAUUAUUUGUAUAUUAAAAUAUAAAAGUAUAUUGUUAAAAAUAUUAUUUUUAAUUUGAUCUAAAGAUCAGACGACUAUAUUCCCGCAUGUUUAUGAAUUACACCAAAAGCCCAUACAAUCUCCAAGUUAAUGAAACGCCAUGUUUUGGACGCGAACAAGUGUGGCCUCCGCAGAUUUCGACUUAGUGAUAUGAAAUUCCAUGUGGAUGGUCUAGGAGUGAAAACAUAUUUUUUAUAAUAAUAGAUUUUGGCUUUCCAUUUAAUACACAACCAAUUUCAUACCAAAAUAAUAUAUAAACUUUUAUAAAUCGCAAGUUUUACACCUCCAUGACGUCAACUGUCGCUAGUUUAAAGAAGAAAAAGUUUCCAAAAAUACCUCAUCUAAUUUUCGUUUGCUAUAAAAAAAUAUAUAAACAAUUUUGGUUCCCCGUUUUAUACCCACUCUAUUUUUCGAUACCCAAUUAAUACCUAAACUUUUGAAAAUCAAAGUUUUACAUCAAAAAAAAAUAAAAAAAAAAUAGAAAGAGAUGAAAAUAAAACUGCAUUACACUGCAUACAUAAAACAAUGUAAAUUGAAAACAAACCAAAUGAGCUGACAAAUAAAGUGAGCAUUGAAUUUCCAUCCAAAUACAAAUUCCAAGAUAUAUAUUACAAAUCUAAACUAAAACUCUUAACAAAAAAAUAUUUCUUUAGAAAGAACAUGACUUACCAAAAUCAAAACAGCUAUCUCCAAAGGUUCUCCCACUUCUCUCUAAAGUAAAGUUCUUCAGAAGCUUCAAAUCUAUUCCGGAGUUUCGGAGUUUCCUCUUUCUUGCGGUGGCACGUGCACGCGCGUCUCAAUCAACUCAACAGUAUAAGAUCAAAGGAUGGUGUCUUGGGUGUGUGCAUGUGAGACGCAUGUCUUCUUAGGUGUUACGCAAAUUAGUAAAUUGAGUCAAUAUAUUGGAUUUAGUUUACUUUUGGGCUUUUCAUUAAAUCAAGUUGUAAUGGAGGGAAUAUGGGUUUUUCUAUGCUUGUACUAUGUCCUAUUGAAUUUCCUUCAAUGAAAAUAAUGUUGACAAAAAAAAUUCCCUCCAAACGUUUUUUUUUUUUACGCAUUUACUAAACCAAGUUAGUUAGUAAACACAAACUGAAAAUUUAUAGGUUUGUUUUUCUGAAUCAAAAUCAAAAAAAUCUUUAAAACAUCACUAAAAUGACGAAAUAUCAAGUGCAUAUACUCGUAAAGUUUCGGGCCUACUUUGCCUAAAAUCUCCUAAAGACAAUAAAUUAUGAGAUACUCCUUUUAUGGGUCAUUGUUUUCUUCUCUUAUAUAGUUUUAAAAAAAAACUUAAGAGAUAACAACAUCACCUAGUUAACGAGAUAUCAAACACAUCAUAUACUUUUGAUUUUGAAUCGUCUUGCUUAUCGAGCACAUCAUCUACUCAUUUUGUAAAUUAUAUUUUUCCACUUAAACUGUAGUUCAUGUGGUUAAUAAUAUCAAUUAAGUUAUAUCAAUUUUUUUUUAAAAUGUUGAUGUCAUUAAUUUUACGGUUUAAAAUUGUAGAAGAAUUUUCUAAGAAUACAUGGAGUAAUUUCUAUUUUUUAUAAUAAUAGAUAAACUACUUUGGCUUCCUGUUUAAGAACAACAUAUUUUUGAUACCCAAUAAACUUUAAAAAUCGAAAGUCUUACACUACCAAACAAACGAUGUUUCAAGGAAUUUGUUAAAGCAAUUGACAUCGUCAGUUUGGAAGUGUAUUACUUCGAUAUCGGAAAAUAGGUUGUGUAUUUAACAGAACAAAAAUAGUUUAUGUAUUAUUACAACAAAUGGAAAUUUAGUUCAGAUAUUUUUAGAGAAUUUUUCCUUUCAAAAUCACCAGAUCUCGUUAAACAUUCUCAAUCUUGUGAUCAGUAACGGUUUUCUCUACUUAAAUUUAUUUAUUUGAUAAGAAAAAUAUUCAUAAAUACAUACAAAAUAAUAAAACAACAAAUUAUGUAAAUAAGAUGAUGAGAAAAACGACCAAUGUAAUUCUUGCCAUCUUUAAAUCUUUGUCACAUUAUGAACACUAAUUCUAUUUGUUGUAUUACAUCGUCUUUGUUGCAAUUUAGAUUUUAUAUAUAUUCUUCAGGUUUAGAAUCCAGGGGCAUUUUCUUCAUUUUACGGUUGAUCUUAAUUCGUAAUAUAACUUUUUGGCCAAAAAAAGUUAGCGGUUAAUAUGCGCGGAUCAGAUGUGCGGAGUCAAUGUCGCAACCCCCUACAAGUAGAAAAAUGUUUCAUCUGUUUCAUAAUAAGUGUCGUUUAAAGUUUUUCCACAUGAAUUAAGAAAAUUGUUAAAUUUUCUAUUUUAACACUAUCUAAUAUAAUUUUUUGUUUUGCUCUUUAGUUAAUGAAUUAAAAAUAAGAAGAAAAAAACAGAAAAUUAUUUAAAAUAUGCAUUUCAAAUGUAAAAGGACGCUUAUAAUGAAAGAAAAUUUAGAAUCUAAAAUGACACUUAAUAUAAGAUGGAGAGAGUAUAUUUUCCGAGCGUUUCAUGGAGAUUUCGUUUUUUCGUUAACGUUUUCGUGGAGAUUCGGAGUAGCAGAGAGAUUGGUAGAAAACAAAAUUUUAACAUUGAAGCUAACUAACUACCUCAAAUAUCAUAACAAAAUCUAUUACUUGUAAAUAGGGCUAGGCACGGAUUGAAUACUACCAUAAUUUUGAGUAUUUGUGAUUUUUUUCGUACUUAACGAAUAUCUAAUUUUCUGAUGUUCUUUGGUUCAAAAAAAUAUAGAUAUCCAGUUUUCCGGAUAUCCGAAAAAUUUACAGAUAUUUUUGAAUAUUUACGGAUAUUUAUGGAUACAUCAUCCACUUUGUUCAGUACAAGCUAAAUCUAGAAAAAACUAGAAGAUAUUGUUUUCAAAUAAUAUCUUUUACAUAAUACGGAGAAUGAAAUUAAAAAAGUAAACAUUAAUAAGACUAUAUGUUCCAUAAAUUUUUAAAAAUAUUUAAAAUCUUUUAUAAAACAUAAAUUGUAAUGUUAUAAGAAAAAUUAUAUUCCUUUCUUAAUUUAAUAAUUUUAAAUAUUAAUAAAAUUAUAUUUAAAUUAUAAUUAUAUUAAAUUAUACAUUAAAACUUCUAUAUUCAAUUAUAUAUAUAUAUAUAUAUAAAUCUGAGCGGAGUUGAUAUCCAAGUCUAAAAUUUUAGUAUUUGUGAUUUGCUUCGUUUUUAACGGAUGUUGAUUUUUAAUAUUUGCUUUGCUUCGAAAAUUUAAGGAUAUCUGAAUUUUUCGUAUCAAAUUGAAACGAAUAACAAAUCGAAUCAAAAUAAAAUGUUUACCCCUACUUGCAAACUGAUUGGUACAAGAGGAAACGUGUUGCUCGCUAAUUGGUCUGGCUUAAAUAUUCUGUAGCUAAUAGUCAACAAUUACAUUCUUUUAAAAAAAUUACAUUCCUUUAAAAAAAAUUACAUUCCUUUAAAAAAACAAUUACAUUCUUUUUUUUCCCUCAAACACACUUAUUAGUGAAUGACACUUGUAAAGAACUUUAACUGUGAUGAUGACAAAAACAUAUAUUUUCAUCUUGACCAAUACAAGAUUCCUAACUAGUCUCUUUUGUCUUUUUUCUAUGAUGACAAAAAAUAUAUUUUCAUCUUGACCAACACAAGAUUCCUAACUAGUCUCUUUUGUCUUUUUUUUUCCUAUCUUUUCGGAAAUGAACAGAAACCGUAAAUAUAAAUACCUAGCUCGUGCAAGUAUCAUGCAACAAAAGCAUUUUCGAAAGCCAUAAACUAUUUGAGGUGUAAUCUCCUCUUCCUAGCUCUGGUAUAUUCUUUUCUUUUUUUUUUGGUAAAACUCUGAUACAUUCUUACUAAAUGUUUCAAUGAUUUUUUUCUUUCUCUAUAAACUAACUGAUGAUGACACUUAUUUUGAACCUUUUAUGAUUCUAGUCAUGUAUAUAGCAUGCUAAGUUUAUUUUCAAGAGUUAUAUGUAUAUUUAUGUAACCUUUUUAGCCCUAAUCUGUCGAUAUGAUGCAGAGACUCGACGCCGUUCUUCGUCUCCGUAUCGAUGGAUGGUCACGCCGAUAUUCCUCCUUCACACUCCGGUCUCAGCCAAUACCCGAGGGCUAACCCUUUUGGUGACGAGAGUUCCAAUAGAGCAACCAUGCCGCCGCCUAGCGGAAGCUCACUCCCACCCUUUCCACCGACAGGUCAGCCAUUCCAGUUCGGGUCGCAGAAUUUCAUCCCCGCGGGAUCAAGCCCCUCGCAGUGGAUGUUAUCUCAGGUUCCACACACGAUGCUCGAGUCCUCCUCAGUAGGCUCAGGGAGUAGUCAGCCGGCGUCUGUCUUCUCAGGCCUGUUUAAUGCAGAUCAACUGAGUAAGAUUGCUGCCUCUGACGAACUGAAAGAGAUGGCAGAAUCUGAUCCUAAGCAUCUCAAAAUAACCUUGUCGAACCGGGAAUCAGCUGCACGUUCAAAGGCGAAGAAGGCGCUGCACGAGUCCGAGUUGGAAGACAAAGUCGAGACACUUGAGACUCAGAUUGAUAUAUUGACUGCCGAGCUCAAGCUUGAGAAGAGAGGAAGAAUGACGGCGGAUGACGAGUGCGUGCAAUUUAGGAUUCGUCUUCAUGCAGGGGAGGCGCAUGCACGACUUCGUGAAGACUUGAUCCAACAAUUGAAUGGAGAAGUUCGUCGGCUAAUAGAAGAGGCGAGUGUGCAGAGAGAAGAGAUGAGUAGGCUAAGAGAAGAGGUGAGCGAAUACCGGAGGAGGGAAAGUGAGAGAAUGAACGCAAACAUGUUGGAUCAACUCAACAUCAACCAGCAGUUUCAAGAGAAGCCGCAGCAGACAAAUUAUAAUUUCGAAUGAAGAAUUGCAUCAUGAUGAUCAUGGAUCCAAGGAAGUGGCAGCUUUGGUAUCCAGUAUUGAUUGAAGUAGUAUAAAUAUAUAUAUAGUUUAAAAAUAAAAGUUGUUUGAGUUUAUAUAUUAUAUGUGCAAGAGAGUCAUGCUAAGAUAUAAAAAAGAAUCAAUCCGAACUUCGGAAGGAUUUGAAAAGAAAUUCAGACAAAUGUGAUCUCUGUGUAAUGUCUUUUCUCAUCCAGUUGAAUAAAAAAAAAGGAGACUGUUUUAUAA